AUGGACCGGCUUAAGCCUAAAAGGGCAGCACGGCGUGCACAAAUUACUCGACUCGUGAACGAGGUCACGGAUCUUCGGCAGGACGUCGGUGUCAGUAAGACCGUUUUGAAUGGACUUCCAGCUCGCAUAGAAGAAAGUUACAAGGAACUACAAGCGGUGAACGCAGAAAUCGGGCCCUUCAUAAAGGAUGAGGAUUUACCCGCGGAGUACGAAGCAGUAUUCCGAUAUGAAGAGCAAACUGCUAAUGCGACUGCGGAACUACGAACACGGCUUACUGAUUUUCAGCUUUUGGAACGGCACAUGGCUUCUCCUCAGUCGGAGCCAGUGUCUCCUCGUAUGCCACAGAUCAACCAACAAGUCCAAGCGGGAAUCAAGCUACCUAAGUUGCAGUUGAUGACCUUCGCCGGUGAGCUCACAGAAUGGCGACCAUUUUGGGAGCAGUUCAAGACGGCAGUACAUGAAAACCAGCGGCUGAAUAAGACAGAGAAGUUCCAGUACCUAAACACGUCGUUGAAAGGACGAGCAGCUGAUUCCCUUCGUGGACUGCAAUAA
Molecule: messenger RNA, 552 nt
Organism: Ornithodoros turicata
Lineage: Eukaryota; Metazoa; Arthropoda; Arachnida; Ixodida; Argasidae
Exons: 1
Coding region: 1-552 (183 amino acids)
Source: RefSeq, a predicted model, not a curated record